AUGGGUGUCAAGGGACUCCUACCACAGUUGAAGGAGAUCCAGGAGGGUUUGACGUUAGAGAGGUUCAGAGGGAAGACUUUGGCUAUAGAUUCAUAUGCUUGGUUACAUAGAAGUGUGUUUUCGUGCUCAUGGGAGUUGGCUCAAGAUAUGGAAACUACGAAAUAUCUUUCGUUUUUCAAAAAGAAAGUGAUGAUGUUGAAACAUUUUGGUAUUGAACCAUACUUUGUAUUUGACGGUGACCACUUUGAAAGUAAAAAUGAUACUGAAAUUGAAAGAGAACAAAAUAGAAUAAGGAAUAAAGAGAAAGGUCUAGAGAUGUUACAAAAUGGGAAUAGGAAACUUGCUGGUGAGUUUUUCAUGAAGAGUAUUGAUGUCACUCCUUCAAUGGCUAAAUCAAUUAUUGAGUAUUUGAAAUCGGAAAACAUGAAAUAUGUUGUCGCGCCAUAUGAAGCAGAUCCACAACUUGUUUAUCUUGAAAAAUUGGGUCUUGUUGAUGGGAUUAUAAGUGAAGAUUCUGAUCUUUUGAUCUUUGGUGCCAGAUGCUUGUUGACCAAGCUUAAUGACUUUGGUGAAUGUGUUGAGAUUAGACGUGAGAAUUUCAAAAAAUGUAAAGCGGUUCCAAUUGGAUUGAUGAAUGAGUCCAAAUUGAGAAUGGUUGCUUGUUUGAGUGGGUGUGAUUAUACUAAUGGGAUACCUGGGAUUGGGAUAGUGAAAGCUUUUAGACUUGUCAAGAGACAUAGUAAUAUUUCAAAGUGCAUUAUGAGUUUGAAAUUAGAGGGAAAGACACCAGUACCAGCUGAAUUUGAAAUGGAAUACAAGAAAGCUGAUGUAUCAUUUCAAUAUCAAAGAGUUUUCAAUCCAAUAACCAAUGAGAUUUCCACAUUGAACGAGGUUCCAUCUCAAAUUGAUGAAGUAUUAUUACUUGAAUGCAUCGGUAAAUUA
Molecule: messenger RNA, 942 nt
Organism: Hansenula anomala
Lineage: Eukaryota; Fungi; Ascomycota; Saccharomycetes; Phaffomycetales; Wickerhamomycetaceae
Product: exonuclease 1
Exons: 1
Biological process (GO): DNA double-strand break processing; mismatch repair; DNA recombination
Cellular component (GO): nucleus
Molecular function (GO): metal ion binding; DNA binding; 5'-flap endonuclease activity
Source: RefSeq, a predicted model, not a curated record